AUGCCGUACGUGGAUCGGCAGAACCGUAUCUGCGGGUUCCUGGACAUUGAGGAAAAUGAGACCUGCGGCAGGUUUCUGCGGAGGUAUUUCAUCCUGGACACCCAGGCCAACUGCCUCCUGUGGUACAUGGACAACCCCCAGAACCUGGCUAUCGGUGCGGGUGCUGUCGGAUCGCUGCAGCUGACCUAUAUCUCCAAGGUUAGCAUUGCCACCCCGAAGCAGAAGCCGAAAACCCCGUUCUGCUUUGUUAUCAAUGCUUUAUCUCAGCGCUAUUUCUUGCAAGCCAGCGAUCAGAAGGACCUGCAGGACUGGGUGGAGGCGCUGAACCGGGCCAGUAAGAUCACGGUGCCGAAGGGCGGCAGCGUCCCACCGGCCACGGAGAUCGCGAAGCCCCCAGUGCUGCCCCAGGCCCAGGAGAGGAAGCCCCAGGUGGCCUACAAAACCGAGAUCAUCGGGGGGGUGGUGGUCCACACGCCCAUCUCCAUCAACCAGCGUGAUGAGAUGAGGGGGCGUGAGGAGGAGGAGGGUGUGUGGUGGGCUGGUGUGGCCGUGGCGAGGGACUCUGCUCAGCUCUGCAAGAGGAGGCUGGGACGAGAGGGCUCCUCGGGCCUCGCCUGUCGCCCGGGAAGUGACCUCCUGAUGCGGGACAACCUCUUUGAGAUCAUAACGGGCUCCAGGACCUUCUACAUCCAGGCUGACAGCCCCGAGGAGAUGCACAGCUGGAUCCGAGCCAUCGCAGCCGCAGUCCAGGCCCUGAAAACCCGCCCGAGGGAAAUGUCCUUCGUGAGAUCCACGUCCAUGGGCAGGCCCGGGGGCCCCUCGGCCCCCUCCCAGCAGCGGCAGGCGGAGGAGAGGAGAGCGCUCUGCAGAGCCCCCUCCACCUCCUCCUGCUCCGGGUGGAAGCGAGCCUUCCGUCACUCAUGA
This is a messenger RNA of Opisthocomus hoazin, 924 nucleotides long. Lineage: Eukaryota; Metazoa; Chordata; Aves; Opisthocomiformes; Opisthocomidae. The record is from RefSeq and is a predicted model, not a curated record.